Molecule: messenger RNA, 6752 nt
Organism: Eleginops maclovinus (Patagonian blennie)
Lineage: Eukaryota; Metazoa; Chordata; Actinopteri; Perciformes; Eleginopidae
Product: discs large homolog 1-like protein
Exons: 24
Coding region: 399-3665 (1088 amino acids)
Biological process (GO): postsynaptic neurotransmitter receptor diffusion trapping; chemical synaptic transmission; establishment or maintenance of epithelial cell apical/basal polarity
Cellular component (GO): basolateral plasma membrane; neuron projection; neuromuscular junction
Molecular function (GO): kinase binding
Source: RefSeq, a predicted model, not a curated record
ACCGGUCGGACAGCGUAUUGGAGUCAAGUCACCUGAAUGAAGAAAUGGACUGGACUAGUUUCCCCAGAGCAAGACAGAGAGGAAGAGUUAAAGUGAAAGAGAAGUAGAGAAUGAAAACAAUCUCCGGGUACUAAGUCCACGCGGUGACUGUCAACGUUUAAUACCAGCGCUUAAUUUCUUCCUCCGCCGCUGUGACGGCUUUUCUUGGACUUAAAAACACCAUAAAAAGUGUUCCUUCUGAUUUAAAGACAGGUUGGUGUAGUAGACUGUAGUGGUGUCAGUUUGGUGUCCCAGUUUGGAGGCAGGCUGUCCCGGGAGAGACAUACACAUCUGCAAUAACAGAGACUAUCAGAGCGACACAGAGACCAGCCCCCCGUGAGAGGAAGGAGCGUGUCACCAUGCCUGUGCGACAGAAAGAUGCUCAGCGGGCCCUGGAGCUCCUACAGCAGUACCGGACCAAACUUGACCAGAGACAGCAGAACCACAACCAGAGCCGGAGCAAGGGCCGCGUGGAGGAGGACUCCCAGCUGCAGCAGUCCCUAGACCGAGUCAUCAAUGUCUUCCAAAGUCAGCUCUUCAGUGCUCUGCUUGACAUCCAGGAGUACUACGAGUUGACCAUCCUCACAGACAGUGACAGUUCUGUGGACCAGACAUCCGGUCCCUGGAGUCUCCCUGCCUCCUCUAACCCACCGGCAGAGCCUUCUCCCCAGUCACAGCCCCCCUCGGGUUCCCUUAGCCCCCCGGCUUGUGAAGGAUCAUCCCCACUAAAACCUCUGAGCCCCAAACCCAGGUCGAUCAAGUCCCAUGCUGCUCCACUCCCAUCCGGGACACCCACAUCAAAACCGUCUUCCCCUACAUCUCAGUCUGUCUCACCGCAGUCACAGCCAGCCAAGGUCAAGUAUCGCGCUCCUCUCCCUCCUGUCCAACCAGGAGCCUCCAAAUCAUUGGCGUCUGAUUCUCUGCCCUCUUCUCCCUCUGCUUCCCCCGGAGCCCCAGUGAAUGGUGUAGAAACCUCCAAAUGCCCGAUAAAAAAACCUCCUAGAUCAGCACUGAAUGGAGCAAAGCCUCAACUCACUGCCACCAACUCCAAUGUUUCUGUGGCCAGCUCCACCUCCUCCACCAUUCCACAGAGUGAUUCCUUCUCUCCGCACCCCAACCUGACGACUGUCUCGGCCCUCGUCUCCAGCACCACCGAGGGCUUUGUGUUUCCAAUUUCUCCGGGCACACUCACCCCAAAAAGCGGUAGUCCUGUCACCAGCCCAGGUCCCAUCAGAGUCACAGACGCUGUGGUAGUCUCUACAUCACCUCUGACCACCAAGGACUCAGGCAAAGUCACUCCCAGCACGAGUCCAACCAGCCCCAACCAGGGAAAGUUUAGUUUCAUCACUCGCAGUCCCAGGAGCCCUACAGGGCCUUUGACUCAAGGGCUUCAUUUGAGUCCAACCAGCCCCGGGCCUGUUAAAGUCACCUCCACCAGCCCGAGCCACGGUCCAGCCAGCCCCCGGCCAGCUACAAGCCCACUGAUCCCCAACAAGGCCAACCCCCCUCCAGUGGUCGUCAACACCGACAGCGUCGACACCCCCCCAUAUGUCAAUGGAACAGAAGCAGACUAUGAGUAUGAGGAAAUCACGCUGGAGCGGGGUAACUCAGGUCUGGGGUUCAGUAUCGCAGGAGGGACUGAUAACCCUCACAUCGGGGAAGACCCAUCUAUCUUCAUCACCAAGAUUAUACCUGGAGGGGCCGCUGCCCAAAAUGGACGACUCAGGGUGAAUGACUGUAUAGUCCGGGUAAAUGAGACAGACGUCAGGGACGUGACCCACAGCGGGGCGGUGGAGGCACUGAAGGAUGCAGGAGGUCUGGUCCGACUAUGCAUACGACGCAGGAGGAGCCUCAGCGAGAGGGUCAUGGAUAUCAAGCUGGUCAAAGGGCCCAAAGGUUUAGGAUUUAGUAUAGCAGGGGGCGUCGGAAACCAACAUGUCCCUGGAGACAACAGUAUUUACGUGACGAAGAUCAUCGAAGGAGGGGCUGCACACAAAGACGGACGGCUACAGAUAGGGGACAAACUUAUGGCUGUGAACGCCGCCUGUCUGGAAGAGGUCACUCAUGAGGAUGCGGUGGCUGCGCUGAAGUCCACCCCUGAUGUUGUUUAUCUCCGUGUGGCCAAACACACCUCCCUUUUUAUCAAUGACAACUUCCCUCCUCCUGACGUCACCAAUUCAUACUCCCCACAUCAAGACAACCAUAUUAGCCCCUACAUGAGCGGCAGCCAGUCGGUAAGCCCCGCCCCGUUGACCACGCCCAGAUACUCUCCGUUGCCCAGGGCGAUGACCGGAGAAGACGACAUCCCUAGGGAACCCAGACGGGUGGUGCUCCAGCGGGGGUCCACAGGUCUCGGUUUUAACAUUGUUGGAGGAGAGGAUGGAGAGGGAAUCUUCAUCUCCUUCAUUCUCGCCGGGGGUCCAGCGGAUCUCUGUGGGGAGCUACGAAAGGGAGACCGCAUCCUGUCGGUGAAUGGAGUGGACCUGUCCAGUGCAACACAUGAGCAAGCAGCAGCAGCUCUGAAGAACGCAGGACAGACCGUUACCAUAGUAGCGCAGUACAGACCUGAGGAGUACAGUCGUUUUGAGGCGAAGAUCCAUGACCUAAGGGAACAGAUGAUGACCAGCAGUGUCAGCUCCAGUUCCACGUCGCUCCGCUCCACACAGAAACGCACCCUAUAUGUCAGAGCGUUGUUCGACUACGACGGUAGUGUGUCCGAUCUGAGCGCGCCCAGUCAGGUCCUGCCCUUUCAUUUCGGGGAUAUCCUCCACGUGAGCAGCGCUGGUGAAGAGGAGUGGUGGCCCGCCCGCCAUCUCAGCCCCCCGCCUCCAAACUGCCCUGAAGUCGGCGUCAUCCCCAGCCGCAGGAGGGCAGAGAAGAAGGAGAGGUCGAGGUUAAAGACGGUCAGAGUGGCAAGGUCUCAGGACAGAUCGGAUCAGGAUGAUAAAGAGCUGGUAACCUCUGGCACCAGCGAUAGUGAGAGUAGUUCCUCCGGCCAGGAGGAGACCCUCCUCACAUACCAGCCUGUUAUGCAACAGGAAGCUACUUACACCCGACCAGUCAUAGUGCUUGGACCAAUGAAAGACCGGGUCAACGAUGACCUCAUCUCCGAGUUCCCAGACAAGUUUGGCUCCUGUGUCCCACACACAACGCGACCACGGCGAGACUACGAGGUGGACGGUAGAGAUUACCACUUCAUGUCUUCCAGAGAGGUCAUGGAGCAAGAGAUCCAGGAACACAAGUUCAUCGAGGCCGGGCAGUACAACAACCACCUGUAUGGAACCAGCAUACAGUCGGUCAAAGAAGUGGCUGAAAAGGGUAAACACUGCAUACUGGAUGUAUCAGGGAAUGCGAUAAAGCGUCUCCAGUUGGCAGGCCUUCAUCCCAUCGCUGUCUUCAUCAGACCACGCAAUGUCGACAACAUCCUAGAGAUGAACAAGCGCUUCACUGAGGAGCAGGCGAGGAAGACCUUCGACAGAGCCGUCAAACUGGAGCUGGAGUUCACAGAGUUCUUCACCGGUAUCGUCCAUGGCGCGACUCUAGAGGAGGUGUAUUCGCAGGUGAAGCAGAUCAUUGAGGAGCAGUCUGGUCCUUACAUCUGGGUGCCCACCAAGGAGCGACUCUGAAUAAACACACACAUGCUACAUGAUCUCACACAUCACUAUUUCGACACUUCCUACAUCUCUAAUUUUCUAUUAUCAGCCUGCUUCCUCUCUGUCGCUCUCUUGUACACACACAUAGUACACACACACACACACACACACACACACACACACACACACACACACACAAAGUCAGACGGGCUGGGACUAUCUGGGACUGCUACUUCCUGAAGUGGGAGAGGCUAAUGUCUGUCCAGCAGCCUAUUGGUGGAUCUUCCUACAGCUCAGUUCCUUAAUGUUUAAGGAGGUGGUUUAAAUCAUGGCGACAUGUACCAUUAUCUGAUUUGAUUUCAUUAUUGUUCUUCUUAUUGUCGUUGUUGUUUUCAUAUUAACGAAGGGUAAUGCAUUCAUGUAUGGGUUUGUAAUGAUAUUAUUGUCACCAAGAGGCAGACUUUUGCACGCUGUAGCUUUAAGAGCAUGUUUUUGGGACAAAAUCUUGAUCUCCUUCCCGACUGUCUGUCUUUUCAUGGCAUUGCUCCUGUUAAGUCUUUUCUAUCUUUCUCUCAUACCCCAUCUCUUCCUCCUCCUCCUCCUCCUCCUCCUCCUCCUCCUCCUCUCCCUUUUAGACUACAGACUUUAUACAUGAGGUGAUGAGUUUAUAAUCUGCGCCAGCAUUUCGGUAUCAAAGGCCUAAAUGGAGCUAUAGUAAUUGGAGACAAGAAAACAAUAUUUGCUGUAACAAGCAGAAUUGUUCAAUUAAGUCAUCUAUAGAGAAGUAAAUGAGAUAGAUUUGUAUUAAUUAAUAUAUUAAUCCUCCUGGUGUUUUUAGAGUUCAUUUGGAGCCCUAAACCCAUGUUUCUUAGAUUUCUGAAAAAAAUGCUUAUGAAAGAAGUAAAAAAAAGUUGCUAUAAUUGAAAUUGAAAUAUAAAAUAUGCUCAAAGCAGAAACAGCUAAUCAAGGAUUACAAAACAUUUAUCCUGUUAAUUGUUUUAGAUAAUAAUUUCGCAAGUGAAAAUGUAGAGUUCAAUAAAAUGUUAGGAUAAAAUAAUUAUUCUGCUGUUGGUACACCGGAAAAAACAGACAACAAGAUUAAUUUAGUGCCGUUUUGCCAGGUGCAGAUAUAAAAUAUAUGGCAAGUGAUUGCAAACUGAAUCAAAAACUGCUUUGUUUGUGUUUUCUGCCCCCAAAUUUACACAAGAAGCAAAGAGAAGCCAAAGUUGUCUAGAAUCCUAUUUAAUGCUCAAAUCAAAUACAAAAGAAUAGGCUAAAACUACCAAAUGUUAAGUAAUUUAUAUCAAUAGUUUGAAUUGGUAAUGGUGAAGUCGUUUCACUUUUAGCAGUUUGAUACAGUUCCUGAAAAACGUGUAUCACCGAAGUUUUCAUCUCACAAGGGCUUUUCUGCCCCCCCUUCUGUUCCUCCUCUCUGACUCAUUGCGUUCGUCCCCCUCCUCCUCUCCUCCUUCACAUUCACUGUGUGACGUUAGUGGAUCGCUCCACCAUCAAUCGGUGUAUCAUCCUCUUCAUCAACACGAUCAUCACAAUCAUAAUCAUCAGCAUCAGUGUUAUAACUCUCUCUUACUCUAGUUGCACUAACGAGGGCUGGUUUCUUAAAAGCAUCUGAACCCGUCCCAUUGUUUCUGGUGUGACACACUCACUCUCCUUUCAGCUAUCAGUGAUUAUAUUGCUAGUUUUGAAAGAGCUAACAAGGUCAGGGAACUCUUUAUGGUCAUUUGCUGUAUGUCACGCUUUUGUAGUUAAAGUUAUUCGUCACCAACUCCUCUCGUAAACGCUACUGUCAAAAACCACCAAUGAACUUUUUUGAAACAGGUUUCUGUCAUGCUGGAUGUGUACGUUUGAGCCUUCAGUCCCAGUGUGCAUGAAUAACACCUGAAAAUAGCUGCAUUUGUGACCUUAGUGCUCCAUACCUCACCCCAUAAUAUAGGUGGACAAUCAAAGCGUUGCAUUUUUACCUGUUAUCCAGAAAUAGGUUGUUUUAUCAAAGGUGUUUUAAUGGUUUCACACCUAGUUUGCCCAGUGUGAAACAAUUGUGAGAAUGUAUUUUUAUUUUUAAUCCCUGUCUCCCGUGUUUUGGCUCUACAAUAUGCAACUUUACAGUGCAAGUAACCUGUCUGUACUAGUUCUGUCAUUCAUGGGACGCUUGCCUUGGACAUCCACAUGCAGCGUUAUUCACAUCUUGUGAAAAAUGUGUGACACAACCCUCUGUUGGGUAACAGGUAAAAAUUCAUGGUUUGAAUUUCACUUCAAGUGACUAUAAUCAAUAUUUUUCUAAUAAGAUUGUAUCAAAGGACACCAUGUGAAAACUUAUGACAAGAGAGAUAAAUCACCUGAAUCUGCAGCUCUCCACGGCUUUACACAGCUUUUACGUGAGUUUCCGUUUGAAGUGUUAGGCAUCUGGCCCACCACUUAGCUGAGUCUCAUGGCUCUCAUAGCAUCGUUUUUUCAGAAUCAAACAACAGACCUACUCACUUAGCAUAGAGCUGCUAAACAUAAUGGAGCAUGUAGCACCGAAAGAGCCAGAUAUUUAACUAAGGAAAAGGUGAAGACCAAAAUCAGAGCUAAAACCGGGUGAUGUCACAUAGGGGCUCACCCAACGAACAUUUGAAAUACCGAGAUGCUUAAGGUAACACAGCCCCUGUAUGGACCUUGUUAGCCACCCACUACUCAUCUCCACCCUCGAACCCCCGCCCCCCCCAAGGCGACUCCUCCAAGCUGACUGGAGACCAGAGACGUGCAGAAAGACCGUUCUGUCAUCAGAAUAGCUUUAAGACCAAAAUAAUAAAUAGUUUUGCCCAGCUUUAGUAUUUCCUCACAAAAUGUCCAGCUAAAUUACUUUUCUUUCCAACGGUAAUCCUCCAUAAAUCGAGUAAAGCCGUGGUGCUGUCAGUUGACAGAACUGGACUCUCUGUGUGACUCUGGCUGUGUGUUUCAGCCAGGGGACCAUGCCACUGUCUGUUAGAGUAAAGCACCGAUGCAAAGUAUCUAUUACAGAGAUGGAUCUACUGUAUAUCUUACAUAUUAUAAUAUUUAUCCCUGCUCUAACUGCCUAUUUUGGUACAAAAAAAUAAAAGUCUUUAUUGAGAUUUACUGAAA